Messenger RNA from Cannabis sativa, 1925 nucleotides. RefSeq names its product protein IQ-DOMAIN 24. Bases 189 to 1598 code for a protein of 469 amino acids. Gene Ontology annotation, molecular function: protein binding. The record is from RefSeq and is a predicted model, not a curated record. NCBI's taxonomy places the organism in Eukaryota, Viridiplantae, Streptophyta, Magnoliopsida, Rosales, Cannabaceae. The transcript has 4 exons.
CCCCUAAAAUCCCAACUAUAUAGUCCCCAACCAUUAGUUAAGCCUUUCCUCCUCUCUAGCCUCUUCUUCAUCAGUUCCUCAGUUUUCCCACGCUUGAAAAACUUCACAUGCUUUCAUACUCGCCGCCCAAACCAGUAGUACUCCUCUCAUUCAAAAUAACCCGUUUCGGCCCAUCUCAGCAAUGAAACAUGGGCUUUCUCCGGCGACUCUUUGGCCCAAAAAGGCCCACCACUUCGCCGCCGGUUAAGGAAAAGAAGAGGUGGGGUUUUUCCAAAGACAAGACUAACAAACAAUCCAAUCCCUGGCCAACCAAGCUCAACACCUCCUCCACCUACGACCCUCCCUCCUCAGCCGCUGCCUUAGACGCAAACAAGCACGCCAUAGCGGUAGCCGCCGCCACUGCAGCCGUAGCCGAAGCAGCUCUAGCCGCAGCUCAUGCAGCCGCCGAGGUUGUCCGUCUUACCAAUAACGGUAGCGCCGGAACCUCUACCACCGCGGCCCAUGUUAGCCGAACUCGUUACUUUGCUGCCGUUAAAAUUCAAUCGGCAUUUCGAGGAUAUCUGGCAAGAAGAGCCUUGAGGGCACUGAAAGCACUUGUGAAGCUUCAAGCAUUGGUCAGAGGCCACAUAGUGAGAAAACAAACAGCUGACAUGCUUAAUCGGAUGCAGACACUCGUGCGAGUCCAAGCCCGCGUACGUGCGAUUCGCACGAAUGGGUCGGAAUCUUUAAAUUCUUCCAGCAAAUUCUUAUUGCCACCAAUCCCUUUAAAUUCUGAUAGAAAUGGAUUUCAACAACGUACUUAUAGUAACAAAUAUGAUGGCCCCUCAAUCCUUAAGAGGUGUGGUUCAAAUUCAAACUUCAGGGAUGUGAUGAACAUUGAGAAAAAUCAAACAGGAUCAAACUGGUUAGACCGUUGGAUGGAGGAAAGCAUUUGGAACAGUUGCCAAAGCUCUUCAAUGAGAUAUGGUCACACCGACGACGAAAAAAGCGACAAGAUUCUAGAAGUAGAUACUUGGAAGCCUCGCAUGGAUACUCAACGUAGUAGUUUACGGAAUUUUCAAAUGCCACGCCAUGUUUUGGCCUCAGACUAUCAAAACCGGAGCUUUACUCCAUUGGAUUCCCCAUCAAAACAAAUGAUAAAACUUCCAGUUUCGGUUCCAAAUCAAUCUUCCAUUGAUGCACUGUCAUUUGGCAAUUUGAAAAAUCCAAUAGUGAAAGACGAAGCAACUGUUAAGACAACAAGGAACAGUCCUCAAGCCUUUUCUGCCUCGUCUAGACAUGGAAGCAGCAGCGCUAGGAGAGGUGGACCCUUUUCGCCUGCAAAGAGCGAGCACUCGUGGGGUUACUUCAGUGGCUACUCUAGCCAUCCUAACUACAUGGCUAACACGGAAUCCUCCCGCGCUAAGCUUCGGUCACAGAGUGCCCCAAGGCAGAGGCUUGAAUUCGAGAAAUAUGGAGCUACCAAAAGAUCCAGUCAAAGAUUUUGGGAUGGAUGGACAUAUUCAGAUUCAAAUGCUGUCCAGGAUUCUGAUUUCAGGAGCAGUGCUUAUCCUUCUUUUAACCCUUUGGGUAGAGAUGGGAGUGCUACUUUAAGAUAAUAGUUUUUUUUUUUCAGUGUGAGGAAGCAUGACUUGGAGUUUAUCCAAAAUGCUGAAUCUUCAAACUUUGUUCUUACAAUAUGAACAUCGAUAGUGUGGAUAGUUAAAUUAAGUGUUCAUUUAUUUGACAUGGUUUGGAUGUGAGCUCAGUUUUGUGAUAUUUGUGUUGUGUUCCGAAGUGUUACAAAACUACAAAUUUUAUGCAAGUCUUAUUGCUUGUAAUCAAGAUUUCAUCAUGUAUAUAUUCCCCAAGGACACUGUCUCAGCUGGGAAUAUGGCUGAAUGACCUUCUUGUUCGUCCUUUUUAUACUAUCAACUUUUUUCUCA